Molecule: messenger RNA, 1504 nt
Organism: Filobasidium floriforme
Lineage: Eukaryota; Fungi; Basidiomycota; Tremellomycetes; Filobasidiales; Filobasidiaceae
Exons: 2
Coding region: 166-1215 (349 amino acids)
Source: RefSeq, a predicted model, not a curated record
ACAUGGUCGGUUCUGCUUAGUCAUCAUCCUCGGCGCUCUGCCUCGAUUGAUCGUCGAGCAUAUCCGUAGCCUUGAGAUUCGAUUCACAUCCACUGUUGAUCAUAGCGGAGUCUUGAACCCUCACACGAUUCGAGCACCUUUCCUUCCGACUAGUGCUCAGUCAGAAUGUCCUACCCUGACCAACCUCGUACAGUCGACGCUGCCCCCGUCAUCGACCGCGACACCGUAAACCAGAUCCUCUCUCACCUCUCGCUCGAAUCGGCAGAUCAGCUCCCAUCGCCUCCUAUCACCUUUCUCAAGUCCCACUUCAACCGGAUUCCGCCGACGUUGUUAUGGGCUUUCAACGCUCCUAUCACUUCGAGCCGAGAGAGGAGCUCGAUCAGGGAGGUCAAGGCGAGGAGGAUGUUGUUCGCCGAAGCAGGAGGAUCGAGGGCUAGGCAGCUCACGGCGGAGGAAGGUUGGAGACGAUGGCCGGUACUCUGGGAGAGCUAUGGUGGGGAUCCUUUAGGACCACGAAGACGAGCUCAGGAUAGUUUUGGAGAGGUAGACGGGGAGGAGGAAGUUGGAUUGCCAACACGGUCGAUACCGACCUUGUCAGGCGAACCUGCACCGGCGAAAACACCAACGAUACCUUCGUUCCGAAUGCGGGAAGAAUCCACCUGGGCGAACCAAGAAUUCAUGCCCACCACCCCCGAUCCAGAUUCUAAUACCAACUCGAGUAUGAAUGCGAUUACCGAGACCGCUCAGGCAGACCGCCGAAAACGAGUCCUCCAAGUAAACAAGCUCGGCAAAUUCCUCGCCGAGCUCGAAGAAGAGAGAGAAUGGGAAGAUAUGAGGGACGCCAAACGUCUUGAGAGGAGAAGGAAUCAGGAAGAAGAAGCAGGGAAGGAAGAGUUUGAGGAGAGCAGUGAUGAGGAGGAAGAAGAGGAGGAGGAUCCGAGGUUGGUCGGUCUGCCGGCUGAGGAUCAGGAGGAGGUGAAGGUACUUUUCGAGAGGAGGUUGUUAGAGCUGUUCUUGGAUGGCCUCGAUACGCUCGACUAUGCACCGAUCGAUUUUGAACCACCUUCAACGUUGAACAAGCUGGUCAUCCAGGACGAAGAAGAUCGGUAUUUCGACGACGAGGACGAGGUGGAUCUCUCUACGUCUGACAGCAAGGAUAAGGACAAGGACGAGGGAGAGACGGGCGGGUUGGCAGAGGGGGAGUACGAUUAUUGAUAUUAUGAUAGAUGUCAAUCCUGGUCGUAUCAGUCGAUGAGCCAGAUAUGAUUGGGGGAAUGAGCCGCCAUUACACAUGUUGAUGCGAUCAGGCAUCAGGAGCAACCAAAGUUCCAAGUGGCAAAGCUCUCGUGGAGUCGAGACUCGAGGACGGGACGAAAAGCCUGUCUGGCAAAGUAGCCGGUUCGUAGAGGUCACGAUCCUGAGGGCACACGGGUCUACAUAUCAUCGCUGCCGUCGAGGAUUGUUGCUAUAUGAAACCGUAAAGGGAUCGACAGCUGUGCAAUCC